ACAUUUGGACACCGCCGACGGAGGUUGACUUUUUUAAAAAUGCGAAGGUUUUCGAACAUUUGUGUGAUAUUAUUCUCGUUUCUUUAUGCGACAGGACAUGGUGCAUCGGAGGAGGUAAUGGCGUGUCUUCGACAGGAAAGGUCUCGAGUGGAAAAUCCAUCACAAACGAUUGUUAAUGUGGUGGCGGAGAAUCCGGCUUACUUGCAUUGUAGUGUACCUCCAGACGCGGAGCAUGAGAUUGCAUGGACCCGAGUCUCCGACGGAGCCUUAUUGACAGCUGGCAACCGCACCUUCACACGAGAUCCAAGAUGGCAGGUGUCAAAGAAGUCUGCUAAUAUUUGGGUAUUGAAUUUGAGACGAGCCGAGCAGCAGGAUUCGGGAUGUUAUUUAUGUGAAAUCAAUGACAAGCACAAUACAGUGUAUGCAGUUUAUUUGAAAGUUCUGGAGCCACCACUUCCAUCUCCAUCUUCACUGCAGAAAAAAUCCACAAAACUGAUGGCAAACAUGUCUGGGGAUGAAGUAGUUCUUAACUGUACUGUAACAUCAACUGAUAAGGAUGAAGAAGUACUUGAUGUGGUAUGGACAAGAGAUGGAAAUACGAUAAACUUUAAUGACACUGAAAAAUACAUUCUGAAAGUGAAAAGAGACGCUGGAGUUGUGAUUGAAACGAUGCGAAUCCGGAAGGCGACAAUGGAGGAUGAUGGGAAUUACGCUUGUGAGCAUAGUCAGCAGAAGGCGUCACAAAUUGUUCACAUCAAUAAAGCAGAAGCUCAAACAUCCAACUCUGCAACAUUCCCUUGCUCCAUAUUCUCCAUUUCAAUUUUUAUGUAUUUUUUAUAUUUAUAGCUUAUUCCUGAACAUCUGAAAAUUAACUAUUACUAUUGAAUUAUCAUCAAAAAAAAUUCUCAAUGAUUCUGACUUCCUCUUUAAAGUGCGGGUUUUUAUUUUUUAAAUAAAUUAUGCUUGAAACUUU
Molecule: messenger RNA, 973 nt
Organism: Caenorhabditis elegans
Lineage: Eukaryota; Metazoa; Nematoda; Chromadorea; Rhabditida; Rhabditidae
Gene: zig-8
Product: Zwei Ig domain protein zig-8
Exons: 7
Coding region: 40-846 (268 amino acids)
Cellular component (GO): extracellular region
Source: RefSeq, marked reviewed